Messenger RNA from Passer domesticus (house sparrow), 1753 nucleotides. It is a transcript of the gene VTI1A, whose product is annotated as vesicle transport through interaction with t-SNAREs 1A. Gene Ontology annotation, molecular function: SNAP receptor activity; SNARE binding. Gene Ontology annotation, biological process: intracellular protein transport; retrograde transport, endosome to Golgi; vesicle fusion with Golgi apparatus. Gene Ontology annotation, cellular component: Golgi apparatus; ER to Golgi transport vesicle membrane; endoplasmic reticulum membrane. The record is from RefSeq and is a predicted model, not a curated record. Lineage: Eukaryota; Metazoa; Chordata; Aves; Passeriformes; Passeridae. Bases 41 to 625 code for a protein of 194 amino acids. The transcript has 9 exons.
GCGGAGCGGCGCCCCCGGCAGCGGCAGCGCCAUCGCCGCGAUGUCCUCCGACUUCGAGAGCUACGAGCAGGACUUCGCCGUGCUCACGGCAGACAUCACCGGCCGCAUCGGGAAGGUGCCGAAGCUGGUAGGAGAUGAGAAGAAGCAGAUGGUUGCAAAUGUUGAGAAACAGCUCGAAGAGGCGAGGGAACUGCUUGAGCAGAUGGAACUUGAAGUUCGAGAGAUCCCACCCCAAAGCCGAGGGAUGUACAGCAGUCGAAUGAGAAGCUACAAACAAGAAAUGGGAAAACUUGAAGCUGAUUUUAAAAGGUCACGAAUUGCCUACAGUGAUGAGGUGCGGAAUGAACUCCUGGGGGAUGACGGGAAUUCCUCAGAGAACCAGUUGAUAAAAUUACGUGAAGAGAGGGCACAUCUGCUCGAUAACACAGAGAGGCUGGAAAGGUCAUCUCGGAGACUAGAGGCUGGAUACCAAAUAGCAGUGGAAACCGAGCAGAUUGGACAGGAGAUGCUUGAAAACCUCAGCCAUGACAGAGAGAAGAUCCAGCGUGCUCGGGAAAGGCUUAGAGAAACAGAUGCAAACCUGGGGAAGAGUUCCAGGAUUUUGACGGGAAUGUUGCGAAGGUAAGGCCAAGGAUCAUCCAAAACCGGAUUUUGAUCGUUGUGCUGGCAGUCAUCAUCAUCUUCACCACCAUGAUGGCUAUUUAUUUUUCUGUCAGGGGACGCUGAUAUCUUUGUUCUUCACUAAACAGCAACAAACUGCUUGUUCUGAGUAAUUAAGACAAAGUGGUCACAUGAAUCAUUCUCUUGCACUGACAGAGUCUCCCUCUCUUUUCCACUCUUCAACUCAGGUGCAAGUGGUGUAAAAUAUUUUGUAUUAUUGAUGGCAUAGUUGAUGGCAUGUGGGGCUGUUUUUUUCUUACAUAUUUGUCCUUAUCUGAGUGUUUUCAGGAUUUUAAUAUUUGUUGGAGUGAUGGCUUGUUCUGUUAUAAAAAGAAUUAAUGUGUAUCGAAUUCACCCACAGCCAAUUAGCCUGUAAGUUGCCAGAGUUUCAUGAGGGAAGAGGGGGUUUUGCACUUUUCUUGUGCUGUGCAGGGUGUAUGAAUAUCAAACAUUAUCUGACCUUCUGUAAUUUAGAAUAUAAGUAAAGCAGAGACCAAAUGAUGUGGAAAGUGAACCUGUCUCCUGUGGCUAACUCCCAAUCACGCAUUAUCAUAGUAGAUGUAAUCUGGUUAAGAACAGUAGCUAGUUUUAAAAAGGGAGCAACCUUAGGAUGGUGUUUAAUGUAUGAUGUAAAUCCAAAACUCAAUUUAACAAUUUUUUGUUUAAAGUUAGGCUUUCUUUUCUGCUUAUUCCAAGUAAUUCCACUUUCAUCAAGAUCAUGAAAACGCAUCACUUACCUAAAAUGUAGUUGUGCCUACAGCCCAUCUGCUGAAUCUCUUUUAAAUCUUCCAGUGUUGAUAUAUGUACUGAUAAGCAUUACACACUAGGCCCUUAAUGAAGAUAUUUAAAGAUACUUAUCUAUUUGUUGCCGAUUGAAAAGAGAUCUUAAGUAAUAGUUCAGCAACAAAUGUGUGAUUAAGAGUGCAUUAAACAAUCUAGAUUUUUAAUACUGGCCUGACUAUGUUGAGACUGCAUGUUGGAGUAUUUUGAGUGUAUUAAAUUCUGAUGUGAUAUUCCCCUUUUUAAACAGAAACUGUAAAAAUGUUAAUUUAUAUAUGCUUUUAGCUGAUAUAAUAUAUCAUAGUUUCAUCUA